Phytophthora infestans T30-4 is the source of this 309-nucleotide messenger RNA. RefSeq lists its product as uncharacterized. Bases 1 to 309 code for a protein of 102 amino acids. The transcript has 2 exons. Lineage: Eukaryota; Oomycota; Peronosporomycetes; Peronosporales; Peronosporaceae. The record is from RefSeq and is a predicted model, not a curated record.
AUGUCCGUGUCCACCGAGAUCCUGAUCCACUUGUCGGCGUAUCUUGCGCUUUUUGUCUUUGCAAUGUACGUAGAUCAAUGGGUAGAAUGUUUCAGCGACUUCAGACGGAACCAGAUGGUGGCGUACGGCGAAGCUGUCGAUAUGAAGCUGCUGCGCUUCCGUCAACGCUUCGGUAAGCGGCGACGCGACUCUCAGACAGAUACGGAGAUCGAGGAUAACCUGCCACUGCUGGUACUAGAAUCUCCAGCUCCACACUCGAGACCCGUCUUCACCAUCCGAAGAAGUUGUCGUAGUCACUGUUCCUGUUGA